GCGAAUUUACUCACCAGGAAUUCAGGAAUCCGAGUCCCAAGACACCGUGUCCCUCGAGCCCUGCCUGGAGGUGGCUGGGAGGUGGCAGCAGGAGACGACAGGGAGUCCUUGAUGUGCUGACAACCAUGUCCAGGAAACACUGGCCCCCUGGGACUCAGUGUGUCACCAAGCACGACCACACCAAGCCCAAGGCCCAGGAGCUGGCCUUCCGCAAGGGCGACGUGGUCACCAUCAUCCAAGCCGUGGAGGGCAAGGGCUGGUACCGCGCCAGGCACAACGAGACGGGGCAGGAGGGGCUGCUGGUGGCCAGCGUGCUGCGGGAGCGCGGGGCCAUCCGUGCUGACCCCAAGCUCAGCCUCAUGCCCUGGUUCCACGGGAAGAUCUCAGGGGUGGAGGCAGUGCAGGAGCUGCAGCCCCCCGAGGAUGGGCUGUUCCUGGUGCGUGAGUCUGUCCGGCACCCUGGUGACUACGUGCUGUGCGUGAGCUUUGGCAGGGAGGUGAUCCACUACCGCGUGGUGCACCAGGAGCACACGCUCAGCAUCGACAGCCAGCAGCACUUCUCCAACCUCAUUGACAUGAUUGAGCACUACAUGAAGGAGCAGGGAGCCAUCUGCACCAAGCUGGUGAAGCCCAAACCGAAAACUGGGAUGAAGUCAGCAGAGGAGGAGUUGGCCAAAGCUGGCUGGUUGCUGAACCUGCAGAACCUCACGCUGGGAGACCUCAUCGGGCAAGGCGAGUUCGGAGACGUCCUGCAGGGUGAGUAUAUGGGGCAGAAGGUGGCUGUGAAGAACAUCAAGUGUGACGUGACCGCCCAGGCCUUCCUCAGAGAAACGGCUGCCAUGACGAAGGUCCGGCACAAAAACCUGGUGUGUUUGCUUGGUGUGAUCCUGCACAACGGCCUCUACAUCGUCAUGGAGUUCAUGAGCAAGGGCAACCUGGUGAACUUCUUGCGCACGCGGGGCCGGGCACUCAUCUCGACUCAGCAGCUCCUCCAGUUUGCUUUGGAUGUGGCCCAGGGCAUGGACUACCUGGAGUCCAAGAAGCUGGUGCACAGGGACCUGGCUGCCCGCAACAUCCUCAUCUCUGAGGAGAACGUGGCCAAAGUGAGUGAUUUCGGCCUGGCCCGGGUCAAUCCCAAGGGUGCAGAUGCCACUUUGCUGCCCGUGAAGUGGACGGCCCCGGAGGCACUGAAACACAACAAAUUCUCCUCCAAGUCUGACGUGUGGAGCUACGGGAUCCUCCUCUGGGAAGCCUUCUCCUUCGGCCGAGCACCCUACCCCAAGCUGAGCCUGAAGGAGGUGACAGAGCUGCUGGAGCAGGGGUACCGCAUGGAGCCCCCCGAAGGCUGCCCACCCACCAUCUAUGCCCUGAUGAGGAGCUGCUGGGAGCUGGAGCCAGGCAAGCGGCCGUCCUUCAAGAAGAUCACAGAGAAGCUGCAAAAGGAGCUGAAGCACCUGAGGGAUGUUUAACCCUCAUCCCACUCCUGGAGACCCAUGGCCAGAAGGCCCUUGGACCCACCGGGGCUGGGAGCAGCGUGGCCCGUGGCACUGCUCUCUCCCAGUGGAGAUGGGGCAGCAGCUGGGGGGUGGUCUCUCCUCCCCCAGGGCAUUCAGAGAUGAGGCAGAGCCUCUCUCCAUCCUGGAGUCUCCUUCCAUGCUGGCACAGAUCCUUCUUCCUACCACACAGCCCAGAGAAGGCUCCCCCGGGGUGGGGAGAGCAGCCCCCAAGGGCAGCCAUGCCCCACAGACCCCACACAGCCCCCAGGGCAGGUGCUGCACGUGGAGUCCCUCUGAGCUGCCACUCCUGGUGACAGGGGACAGGAUGGGACAGUUCCACUCGCUGGAGGACCAACCCCUGACAGCCCUGCUCCAGCCACCGCCCCGUGCGGGGACACCAGGCACAGCCAGCUAAAACCACCCGGAUUUGGGCUUUUUGAUUAAACCAAAGAAAUUAGUUCAACAGCA
Apus apus (common swift) is the source of this 1964-nucleotide messenger RNA. It is a transcript of the gene MATK, whose product is annotated as megakaryocyte-associated tyrosine kinase. Gene Ontology annotation, molecular function: ATP binding; protein binding; protein tyrosine kinase activity. Gene Ontology annotation, biological process: protein phosphorylation. Lineage: Eukaryota; Metazoa; Chordata; Aves; Apodiformes; Apodidae. The record is from RefSeq and is a predicted model, not a curated record. The coding region runs from base 126 to 1469 and encodes 447 amino acids. The transcript has 13 exons.